Molecule: messenger RNA, 3006 nt
Organism: Lodderomyces beijingensis
Lineage: Eukaryota; Fungi; Ascomycota; Pichiomycetes; Serinales; Debaryomycetaceae
Source: the annotation of a GenBank genome assembly
AUGGCCCCGAGCGAACAACAAACGCAAGAACCAGAUGAUCCCGGCGGAGGCGUAGUGCGGACAUUUGUACGCAAUGGCGUUGAAAUUGAGAUCCAACCCUACCUGGAAGAGGAUACGAAUAAUUUUUCAGCCCACGGCAGUCACGGUCCAGCUCACCCAAAGGAGACUCAUUCGGACAAGGCGGCCAGCGGCGGGAAAAGCAAGGCGUCUUCCAGCCUAGGAGCGGCGGCUUCUCCGCCGCGCGAUGAGUCGUUGGGAGCAACCAUCAUCACGGAAAUACAGCAGGCCGAAUAUAUAUGUCUCGUUUGCACGGGAGAGAUUGAUCAGGACUCCAAAGUUUGGAGCUGUCAAGAAUGCUACAGAGUUUACGACCUCGAGUGUAUCAAGGACUGGGCCAUCCGAGGCUCCUCCACCAGCAAGACCAACAAGGCUUGGAAAUGUCCAAACUGUAAGUUUGAGUCAAAGAAAUUGCCUUCUAAAUUCACAUGCUGGUGCGGCAAGGUCAGGAAUCCCGAGAGAAAUCUACUUAUGCCCUUUAGUUGCGGCAGCUUGUGCAAUUACAAGUAUUUAGAUUGCAUUCAUCGAUGCCUUGAACCGUGCCAUCCGGGAAAGCAUCCUACAUGUGGAGCCACGGGACCAGUUAUGAAGUGUCAGUGCGGCAAGGAAAAGCGGCAGUUGCCCUGUUUGAUUACACCUUAUAAAAAGGGCUGGAAAUGCGAAUCGGAAUGCAACAAGGUUCUUUGCGACUUGAAGCACAAGUGUAACAAGGGAUGCCAUAGUGGGGCGUGUGGUAAAUGCCAGAAGAAAGUCGACUACAAAUGCUACUGCGGUGAUACGAAAUUGCGUGGGAGAUGCAGCAAGCGUGUGCCAAUAAAGUGCGUUGGUAUAGAUGGCAAGAAGAGUUGGAUAGGUGGUGGGUCAUGCGGCAAGAGGAAAAAAUACUAUUAUGAUUGUGGCGAACAUUACAAAGUCUUGGAGUGCCAGCCGCCACCUGACAAGUUGGAGGUUUCCAAAUGCAAAUUUUCACCAGAUGUCAUCACCACGUGCUAUUGCGGCAAGACGGAGAUGAGUAAUGGGCUCAAUUUUGAAAAAAGGACACGUUGUACUGAUCCUGUGCCUGAAUGUGACAAUAUCUGCAACAAGUUGUUGCCGUGUGGCUGCCAUUGUAAAUUCAAGUGUCAUGCCGGUGAGUGUCGGUGUGUCUCGAUUUUUGCAAUUACAUGUGCAUGCGGCCAUGAGCAAUUUCUGGUGCCUUGCAAAUACGCGCAACUGGACCAACGUCCGCAUUGCCGUCACAAAUGCUCUGCCUUGUUGAGCUGCAGAAAACAUUAUCAUCGUAAGGAGUGCUGCGAGUUUGAACAAGUUGCCUUGGAGAGAGAACGGGCCAAGAAAAAGGCAAUUCGAAAUAACUUGAAAACCAACGUUCGAGACGAUAUCAUGUCAAUUGAAGCUGCACACAUCUGUACUCAAGUAUGUAACAGGACAAAGUCGUGCGGCGUCCACCAAUGUCAAGCAAUGUGCCACAGUGGGCCAUGUGAAGUUUGUCUCGAGUCCACUAAUGACGACUUGGUGUGCCAUUGCGGUAAGACAGUUAUCCCAGCUCCCGUGAGAUGUGGCACUGAGUUGGUGUGCCAUGAACAGUGCACAAGACUAAAAGAAUGCGGCCAUCCACCUGAACGUCACGAGUGUCAUUCCGAUAACGAGUCGUGUCCCAAAUGUACCGCAUUCGUUAUGAAACCGUGUGACUGUGGAGCAAAAGUUGAUCUUCCAGGAAUCAUGUGCUCUCAAACGAGAGUCAGCUGCGGCAAAAUGUGCCAAGUGCCCAAAAAAUGUGGUCAUCCAUGCUUGCGUACUUGUUCCGCCAAGUGCACGAAAGAAGGGGUGCAUGCAGCUCCGAGGGAUUGUCAGAAUAUGUGUCAAAAAGUGCGUUUGAGCUGUCCGCAUACGUGCAAAUUGAAAUGCCAUUUGGAUAAAGUGGGCAAAAGUGUCAACUGCGAUAUCGUAAAGUGCAAUGAAAAUGUCACCAUCGGGUGCGCCUGUGGCAAUGAGAAGAAGAAGAAACAAGUCAAGUGUGGAGCAUCUGUUGAUAAUGCAACUGCUAUUGGUACCAUUCUUGAAUGCGAUGAGAGUUGUGCUGCAGCAAAACGUGAUGCUCAGCUCCGUAACGCAUUUGGAAUCGAUGGAGCAGCAGCAGCAUCAUCUGCAAUUGCAGCUCUUGACGAACUGGAUUCAUUGUAUUCAGAUUUUGUCGUGGAAACGUAUGCCAAGCAGAAAAAGUGGUGCUGCAAUAUUGAAAAUGUCGUUAGAACAUUCAUUGAAGACUACAAUCUACAAAUUGAGAAUGACAUCGAGUCACCAAAGAGAACGCACCAUUUCCCAGCAAUGACUUUACCGCAACGGCAAUACGUUCACGAGUUGUGCACAGCUUUUGGGUUGUACACUGAAUCUCAAGAUCAAGAGCCAAGACGAUCUGUAUUUAUUGUCAUCACUAGGUUGACAAAAUUACCAUCGGCUACCGUUGGUGAUUACCUUGAGAUGUUGGAGUUGAAGAAGCAGGAGCAAAGCCAGGUGAAGGAGUUGACUCAGCAGGAGAUUGACGAUGCCUUGUACAAUGCGAUUGUCAUUCAGGACUUGUUCUUUGGUGUCACCAAGGAAGACAUUGAACGGGAAUUGUUGCAAAAGGAAGAAAUGAAGGACUUUGUCAUCCAGUGGAUCAAAGAAUCCACUUUUGUGCUUUUCAACCCCGCAAAUUUCAAACUGAUGGAUGCAGACUCGGAAAAGCAGUUGCUGACUUUAGUGAGUUCAUUUAGAACCGUGUUGCGAGAAAAGUCCCUAGCUUUUGACUGCAAGAUGUGUCUCGUUGACUAUUCCGCAAGCUACCUUUUGAAAAUUGAUCGGAAAAGCAGCAGAGAGUCCAGCGAGCCAGCCUCUUCUAUUGCGAAGAAGAAUCAAGAUAAAAAUACGUUCAACGUGUUGCAAAAUGAGGAAAUGUCGAUGCAAUCAUAA